Molecule: messenger RNA, 6031 nt
Organism: Harpegnathos saltator (Jerdon's jumping ant)
Lineage: Eukaryota; Metazoa; Arthropoda; Insecta; Hymenoptera; Formicidae
Product: epithelial splicing regulatory protein 1
Exons: 4
Coding region: 485-3142 (885 amino acids)
Molecular function (GO): RNA binding
Source: RefSeq, a predicted model, not a curated record
CAGCCGACGGUGUACGAGGUCUACUCGACUGAACACACAGCAACGACAGCAUUCUCGAACGAGCUUCACACUACGGGGAGCAUCCGAGGAGCAUCGAGACACAAUUCAAUAACUUGUCGCGUCAAAAAUUGUUUGUACUGUUCGUAGUCAGCAUCGUCAUGAAAUACUUCACUUCCGCGUAGUAAUUUCGGGUUUUAGACUGCUCAGUGUGUGUUAGGUGACAAGAACAGAUUCAGCCUCUGCGGUGGAUUUUGUACAAUGACAUGGUGCAGUUAACUACUUCUUUCAACUUCCUCAUUUCAUUGUUCCACACUGAUGAGUGAUUUGCUGCUUGGUCGUCUUUGUUCUCAUCAACUCUUAGCUUUCGUCGUACAUUUUAGCUGAGACAAAGAAAAAGAGAGAAAGAGCAAAGAAGAAAGAAGUUUCUCAAGUUUCCGAAGUUUCUAAAGUCUGAAGGAUUACACACAUCGCAUAAAGCGCGAAAAUGAGCGUCAUAAUCAGGCUGCAAAACCUGGCAUGGUCCGCCAACGCAUUGGACAUACGCCAGUUCUUCCGGGGCUUGAGUAUUCCGGAGGGAGGAGUGCACAUUGUCGGCGGCGAGCUGGGAGAUGCGUUUAUUGCAUUCAGCACCGAUGAAGAUGCCCGGCAGGCGAUGAUGCACGACGGUGGUAAGAUCAAGGAAAUGAAGAUAAAACUGCUGUUAAGUUCUCGCACAGAGAUGCAAAAGGUAAUCGAAGCUGCCCGACAACAAACCCUGAAUCUACAGACUUUCAUGCAGACGCCAGUGGCAGUGCCGCCGGUGGUUCAGGCGAAACCGGGCUCACCGAAUGAGAGGAGGGACAAGGAGAAUGAGAACGAGUCCAACAAAGAGCGAAAAGAGCGGCGUGACCGCUCGAGAUCGCGAGAUCGAUCACGAUCGCGCGACCGCGACAGGGACAGAGAUCGGCGCGAUCGUGAUCGCGGGAGGGAUCGACGGAGACGGGACCGUAGUAGGUCUCGUGACCGAGAGCGGGACAGGAGGGACCGACGACGUCGCCGAGACCGUUCCAGGUCGCGAGAUCGCACGAGGUCGCGCGACCGCGACUCGAAGAGAAACUCGACGGGUGAUCGGCGCAAAGACGCCAAUAAUGAAGACGACAACAACGACGUCGUGUGCGUCGGCCAGUUUCAAAAGGACAAGCCAGCAGCGGGGGCGAAGAAGCCGAUGGAGAACGGCAUAUGGGAAGUGCCGCCGCAGACGCAGAUGCAAGCGGCUCUGUUGGCGCCGGGUAUUCUUGGUGCCGGAGUUGCGGCUUUGUCUCAGGACUCGGAGCAGCGAUCUAUAGGCUUCGGCACACCGGUGAUAAGCCAGCAGCCGAUGUUGCAGUCGAGCCAGUUCUCCAUCAACGGCCUCAACGGUGUGAAUAACCUGAUGCAGCCGCACGUGCAGUCUCUCAGCCACACGGUAGGCAUAACGCCGCUGUCGCAAAACUUGAACAGCAGCAGUCUACCCAGUCUGGGAAAUCUGACGCGCCCCAAGGAACCCUGGAACCAGCAAAACGAACAGAACAGACUGGAACAGACGCGAUUCCCCGGCAGGUCGAAUCAGUUUAAUAGCCAAGAGUACGGCGCCAACGGAAAUUACCGUGGCGUCAGGCCGAAUAAUCCCUUCUUGAACAAGGUUCAAGAGCUCGAAGGCCGUCGUAAUCCGCAUGCAUUCCAGGCCGGCUCUACCAGCUACGGGAACUUCGAGAAUGAGCGCCAGUCGUCCGGCAGGAAGUCCGGCAACUCUCGAUUUUCCAACGACAACAAGAGCAGCGGCAGCAGCGGCAGCAGUAACGGCCAUUGUGUCGAAAUUCGUAAUAUGCCGUUGAACGCGACUUAUUCGGACUUGCGUCACGCUUUUCAAGGUAUCUACAUUCGCAAAGAUGGCAUGAAGAUAAUCAAUGACAACCACGGUAAUCGCGUCGGUAUCGCGUACGUCAAGUUCGGCAAGGCCGAAGGCAAGGAGCUUGCGCUCAGCACGACGAGAUACGUGCGAGGCUCCGAGGUGGAGGUCCUGCACUUGGACGAGAGCAUCUUCGACAAGACCGUGAAUUCCUAUUCACCUGACAAAGAAAGGUCGGAGGAGAAUGCCGAGAGCGACUUGAGAAACUCCACGUGCAUCUUGUUGACCGACCUGCCCUCUUUCACCAAGGAGAUGGACAUAGCCAAGCUAUUCCACGACUGGAAGAUCAACGAUCUCUUCAUCACCAACAGCAAGGAGGGCGGCACGACUCAGUACAUGGCUUACGUGCAGUUUGCGCGGCUGGAAGACGCCAAGUCGUCGAUCACCGCGUCGCUCAAAAUAGGAAAUAAGCCGGUGACCGCGACCGCCAUCAGCGAGGACGCGUUCUCGCAAGCGAAGCGCGAGCACGAACAGGCGAGCAUGAACCAGACCACUUCAUCAGACUGCAUCAUUAUGCGUGGUUUACCUUUCCAGACGAUUGACCGCGACAUCUUGGACUUUUUCUCUGACAUCGGCAUCGUGCCGCACCGUAUCCACAUGAUGCUCAACCAGAACGGCAAGCCGGCUGGCGAAUGUUUCUGCGAGUUCGACACGACUGACGAAGCGCUACGCGCCACCGCCAAAAACGGCCUGCCGUUCGGUAAGAAUGUGCCUACUAUGGAGCUGGUACCGCGCGCCAAGAUGCUCGAGACCCUCGGCAUGGUGGAUCCUCAACAGAUGAUGGAGGCUCAGCAACAGCACUUUCCGCCUCUGCAAGAGCAAAGACCGCGCUUCACUGGCCCGAUAGGCCACAUGCCGCCGCGCUUCGGCAACUCCGGUUUCGGGCCCAGGUGUCCACCCGGAAUGAUGGGCAUGCCACGGCACAUGAUGGGCCGUCACCCACCGCCCAUGGAUUGCGUCGAAGGUUUUGGCAAGCCCGGUUGCGUGCUCUCGCUGGAGAACGUGCCGUUCAAGGCAGACGUCAACGAGAUCAUCGACUUCUUCGGCGACUUCGACGUGAAGCGGGACGACGUAAUCCGCCGGUACAACGACAGGGGCAUGCCGACGGGCGACGCGCGGGUGGCUUUUGCGUCUCCCAGCGAAGCGCAGCGAGCUCUCAGAGAACUCAAGCACUGCAAGAUGAGGGAGCGCACCAUAUACAUGAAACUAACGUGAGUUUUGCCGCUCGGUCGUGCGAAUUAUGCGGAGAAGACCACCGAUGCUGAUGAACUCCCCAAAGGACUCGGCUGAUGAGGUCCGGUUGGAUCCAUUGGAUUGCGCUAUUCAUAGGUUCCUUGCGAAGCGAAGUGUGGUCCUUCGAGAAUCUGCGUUCCCUGGAGUGAACACAUCAGUCUUACAUGGUCUUACAUUUCUCGCCAACGCACGAGCAGAGCGCGCUGUAUAAACACCGUAUGGAUGGUGGGCGUCUUUUUGCGCGCGAAGAAGACAGUAUUUUCUCAUUGAACAUUCUUACGUGAUAUGAGUUUGCGUUCUUCGUGUCGAAGACGGUAUUCCCUCAUGAAUUUCACGGGACACACUUCGUGUUGAUGGUGUACAUAGAAAGCGUAGGAUUUUAUCAUAAGGUUAAUUGUUAGAUCGACAUCUGCAGCGUGUCGCUCGAUGUAUUCCUUUUGUCUACAGUGGUUGAGGAAAUUCAAUAUUUUCUCACGACACGGUGUACAUUCAGGUGUCGAGAACUGCGCGAUUGCGGCACUCGGUGGCAAGUGGAAAAUCAUUCAUCAUUAACGACGAAUUUCUUGAACGACGACGGAAAGGUGAAUCGCGCUUUAUAUCCAUAUAUGAAAUAGUGUACGUUAAUUCCAGAGGGUUGACGAAUGGACGUAUGGUAAAUGAUAUUACCGAUAUGUCGGAAAAUCUUGUUGCUUUGUUACAGAAAUGAAAAUAAACGGGGACGAAGUCCCAUAGUUUACCAAGCUUUUGCGAUUAAUAUCUUUUGAUAAGGAAAAAUCGAAUAUAUGAUUGGGUAUUUUUUAAUAUUAUUUCAAUUGGUAUUCGCAGAAAACUACAAAUGUUACAUGAUAUUCUCUUAUCGAUCGACCACUACAGAGAAUUUGUUCGAUGUAUUAAUGAGAGACGGCAGCGACCGCGAAAUAGACUAUUUUUCUAAUUUCAUCUACUCGACGUUGUAUCACAUAACGACGAAUGCGAUCAAACGACUUACGCUAUGUGACGUCUAAACACACACACACACACACACAAUCAUUUUUCGUGAGAACGUGAUGAACGGUAAAAUAUGUAUGUAUUGGAGAGCAGUUUGAUAAGUUUAGUAAACUUCUAUAAGAUGGCGCUAUAAUAUAUUUGGUGACCUGGAAAUUCCAUUCUUCAGAUCCCUCGAGGUAAAAUUUGCCAGAAAUCGGUCAAAAGUAACAUGUUUACGUCUGGUAAUCGUUUGAAGCGGUUUAAUGAUUGCCGCAAAAAUAGAAAAAAAAACGGAUUCUGUGCAAUAAUGAAACAUUUAUUUAAAAAAGUGGACAACAGCAUAGAUCAAAGCCAAGUUAAAUAAAGUGCGUGGGGACUCUGCUCCUGCAUUGAAAACCGUAUAUUUCUGGAUAAGUGAAUUUAAAUAUAGUCGAAACUGCACUGAAGACGAAACGCGCUCCAGACGUUCAGUUGAGGUCACCAACUUCGGAUAUCAUGGAAAAAACCCAUAGUAUGGUUAUGGAAGAUUGGCGAGUGAAGAUGUGUGCACGAUUGCUGACUCUAUUUCAAAAACAUAUGCGAAAGAACAUUUCAACGUAGGAUUUGACGAUGUUAAACGCAAUGUGCAGGAUUUUUUGUGUCGAUUCAUGAGUGUGGACGAAUCGCUUCUGAGUUGAAGAAGCAAUCAGAGCAAUGAACAAUGUCUGGUAAAGAUGUGUCGAAGAAGACGAAGACUUUUUGUCGGCUGGAAAGAUGAUAGCCAUUGUUUUUUUAGAUUCCCAAGGAAUUAUCCUGAUUGAUUACUUACGAAAGGAUGGUAAUACGUGCGGUAGGAUGACAAUAAGAGAGUACUGUGCAACAUUAUCGAAUCGCUUGAAAGAAGAGCUGAAAAAUAAACGUCAAGAUUGGCAUGCAAAAGAGUACUUUUCCAAGUUCACUGCUUUGACUGAUUCUUCGACUCAAAAGUGUAGCAAUGAAUCUAAAUUUCGUCACGAAUUGGCACCAAAAAUCCUACGGGUUGCGCUCAAAUUUCAUCAAAUACUGCGUUGAAACGUUUUCUUGCGUGCGUUUUAGGUUAAGAGUCAGCAAUCGUGCACAGUUUUUUCACAUGCAAUUUUCCAUGUAAGAUGUCAUGCACUCGUUCCAUCAAGAUGCCUACGCCCUGAGCAAUCUCACGCAUCUUUACUUGUCAAUUCUUCGUAACCAUGGAUUUUUCUCACGAUAUUCGACAUGAUGACUUCAACUGUACGUCCAUGGCAGGUUCGACCAUGUUUAAAUUCGCUUAUCCAGAAAUAUGCGGCUUUCAACGCGGGAGCAAAGUCUAUGGAGCCCCAAGUCGCUAUGGACUUUGUCUAACUCGGCUUUGAUCUGCACUGCUGUUCACUUUUAAAGAAAAAAAUAUGUUUUAUCAUUGCAUGGAAUUCGUUUCUUUUUAUGUCAGCUGCUAAACCGCUCACUUUAAUCGAACAUAAACAACGCUGUACCAUCAUAUAUAUAUUCGACGCAUAUUUUAUUCGUUACGUUCUCAGAAGAAAUGACAACAUAUAACGUAAUGUAACAAUAACAAAGACAUAAGUUUCAUCGCAUUUGCAAUUGUCGUUGAACUUUUGUCUCUGCCAUUGUAUCGAACGUGUCCACCGCCUAUGUCAGCAUUGAGUUUGACGAUCUUGUCUGAGCCGCGUUCAAAUUUAAAUUAUUACGCUAUUCUCUAAUCGUUUUCUUACUGCCGGUACUUGGAAAGCAUCUCGAUACACUUAUAUUUACUACUUCAAUAAUUAUAUGUUAUAGUUAAUUUACAUUAUUAUCAGGAGUAUAGUAGUCAGUAGCGUUAACAUGUUUCUUGUUAAUAUCGGUAACUUCGAGGAGAGUCGAGUUUCUUCAUAAAAUAACCGCAACGCGUCUCGA